Alligator mississippiensis (American alligator) is the source of this 1524-nucleotide messenger RNA. RefSeq lists its product as uncharacterized. Lineage: Eukaryota; Metazoa; Chordata; Crocodylia; Alligatoridae. Bases 1 to 1524 code for a protein of 507 amino acids. The transcript is spliced from 14 exons. The record is from RefSeq and is a predicted model, not a curated record.
AUGGCGGCGGCGGCGGCGGCGCUGGGGCGGCUGCGGGGCGCGGAAAAACAAUUGAAAAAUGAAGAGUUUGUAUUCAACGAGGAAACGGUGCAACAUCUGGAAGCUGCUAUUGAAGCUAUUAAGAAACUGGAGGAAAUAAGAAGACGCACCCAUGAACUUCUAGAAGAGGAGACCAUAAAAAACAGUAAUCUCCGUUUCAGAAUCCAGAACCUCCCAGACCUGAUUACCGAGGAGAUGACAGCUCUCGUUUCGGCUGCCCGUGAAGCCAACGCUGCUAAGAUCCAUCAAUUGCAGACUGCGCUGAAGGACGUCACACGUGAAACCGAACUGCUGGAUCAGAAGCAAACCCUUUAUGAAAGGGAGAAUGCCACCUUGUGUGAGGAGCAAGAGAAAUUGUGGGUCCGGCAUGAAGCAGCUGUAGACUUCAUGAACCAACAAAUGGCCAAGAGAGUUAACACAAAGAUUCUCUUAAGCGAGGUUUACAAGAAAACCAAAAAUGCAGAGCAAGAUAUAAUCAAGAAAAAGAAAGAUGUGCAAGAACUGAAGGAAGCCGUAGCUAGAGAGAGGACAUUUCUCCAGGAAGAAAAAGACGCAUGGGACAAAAAGAAGGCAGAGAUGAAAACAAAACUGGAUGCACAGAAGACAAAAUCGUUAUUGAAAAAAAGAGAAUAUGAACAUUUGCUUCCAAAACUGUUGGAUAUUCAGCAACAGAUAACCCACCAGGCAGCGGCCAUUCAGAAGGAGAACCGUGAGAUAGCACAGCUGAACGAAAAAAUCGAGCAAUUAACAUGGUUAUUAGAACAUAAAAGGCUGCGAGGCCUGGAACUCUCCAAAAGGAAAGAGGAUCUUGAUUCUGACCUGUUUGUCCUGCAAUCAAAAAUUAGCCAAGAAAGAGAAAGUUUAAAUAAUGAAAUAAAAAUGGCCGAGGAAAAAUUACACAAGACUGAAUGCAUGAAUAAAAAACUUAAAGAUGAUAAUGCAUCUAAAAAGAACCACUAUCAGUUAUUAAUGAAGGAAGAAGAACAUUUGCGUGCAAAGCUGGAUGGGGCAGCAAAAGAACUUGAAAACUUAGCAGCUUUGCUGGAUGCGAAGUUUGAGGCUGUGGCCAAGCGCCUGAUGGAUGAGAAAAGUUUGGAGGAGGAAAUCGAGAGACUUGAAGAUACCUUUGAGAACAUGCAAGAGAAUUUUGGAAGAGAAAUCGAGAAUCUGGAGUACAAUUUAAAGAGAGAGUGCGAGAUGAGAGCGCUGCUCGAGUGGAAACGCCUUCACCUGACAAAGCACAUGGAGUUCUUGGCGACAACAGACGAGAGUUUCCUCAAUGAAACCAAUGAGAAGCUUAAAGUUGGUAAAAAACGGCAGACUGAACUAAUUAUGAAGAACAAGAAAGCUGAAAAAGAGCUUAUGCGGACUGAAGAACGGAUCAAGAACCUGGGCGAGGUGUUAGAUAAAAAGGAAGCUGAAUACAAGGACUACAAAGAGAGAGAAAUUGAAAGCAUAAAAGUUCUGGAGGCUGAGUAUCUCUGA